Arctia plantaginis is the source of this 294-nucleotide messenger RNA. NCBI's taxonomy places the organism in Eukaryota, Metazoa, Arthropoda, Insecta, Lepidoptera, Erebidae. The record is from the annotation of a GenBank genome assembly.
AUGAUAGCAACGGACAUGCCAGAAAAGGAAAGAAUCGCUGAGGAACGUACUGCUACGUUCAAUAGAAAAGGUCUGCAUAACAGAAAAGUUCUACAAGAUGGUGGUAAUGAAAUUUAUCCAUCGACAAACGAAGAUAGUGAAAUCAGUGAAACAGAAAAUGUGAUUCUAGAAAGUGAAACAGACCUAGAACCGGAUGAGAAAAAUGACCAAAGGUAUGAAAUUGUAGAUGAAAAUUUUCCUGAUUUACCGCGUAAGCCAAUAAUUGAUGAAGUUGUCCUUGUAUUACUGCGAUAA